AUGCCCUCUUCGAAUCACUUCACCGCCGGCGACAUCCCCUCCCUCACCGGCCUCACAGCCCUCGUUACAGGGGGAAAUGGCGGCAUUGGCCUCGAAACAGUCAAGCAGCUGUCCCUGCAUGGGGCCAAAGUCUACAUGGCCUCGCGCUCCCCAGAAAAGGGUGAGAAGGCCAUCAAGGAGCUCAAGGAACAGAAUGCAGGCAAGGAACUGGAUCUGCAUUUCGUUCGGGUGGAUUUGAGCGAUCUGCAGAGUGUGAGGGAUGGAGCGCGCGAGGUCGCGAGCAAGGAGCAGAAGUUGGACAUCUUGGUCUGCAAUGCAGGGCUAAUGGCCUGUCCGUACGAGCUCACAAAGGAUGGCGUCGAGACCCAGUUCCAAACCAACUACCUGGGCCACUUCGUACUCUCUGAAGAGCUCUUGCCCCUGCUCGAAGCAGGUCAUAAGGCGCGUGCCACCCAAGACGCAUCCUCAAUCCCUGCCUCGCGCAUCGUCCUCCUCUCCUCCAUCGCCCACAAGAUGAUAUCCUCUAACCCCUUCCAAUCCCCAAAAUUCUCCGAUCUCUCCACCGUCAACCGCAAGCUCGGGCUAAUCGAGCAAAGCGCAACGUGGAUGCGCUACUCUCAAGCCAAGCUUUGCGCCAUCCUCCACGCACGCCAGAUCAAUGCUCGCUACGCCGCCAAGGGCGUCCACGCAAUCGCUGUCCACCCGGGCGUCAUCGACUCCGAACUGUGGAAGUACACGCCAGGUCGUUCUGUCCUCAAGAAGUACGUCCUCCAGCCCGUAGAGGACGGAGCGCUCUCCCCAUUGUAUGGCGCUACUAGCCCCGAGGUGGAGAAGGAAGGUAGCUGGGAUGUCUAUCGAGCCGAAUUUGGGCAAAAGUCAUCUCAAACGAAGCUGAGCCAGGAUGACAAGCUUGGUGAGCAGCUGUGGAACCUCAGCGUGAAGCUCAUGGAGGAGAAGACGAAGUGA
This is a messenger RNA of Jaminaea rosea, 966 nucleotides long. Its product is annotated as NAD(P)-binding protein. Bases 1 to 966 code for a protein of 321 amino acids. The record is from RefSeq and is a predicted model, not a curated record. Lineage: Eukaryota; Fungi; Basidiomycota; Exobasidiomycetes; Microstromatales. The transcript is spliced from 2 exons.